This is a messenger RNA of Coffea arabica (coffee), 2074 nucleotides long. Its product is annotated as putative late blight resistance protein homolog R1A-10. Gene Ontology annotation, molecular function: ADP binding. The record is from RefSeq and is a predicted model, not a curated record. NCBI's taxonomy places the organism in Eukaryota, Viridiplantae, Streptophyta, Magnoliopsida, Gentianales, Rubiaceae. Gene Ontology annotation, biological process: defense response to other organism.
CAGUAAUGUUGCACUUCCAUAUUCGUGCUUGGUGUAUUGUUUCUCAAGCAUAUAGCAUGCACAACUUGUUAGUUUAGAUAUUGGGUAGUAUUGAAUCUGGGAAACUUUUCAAUAUCAAAAUAUGGAUGAACAUGAUUUGGCUGUAAAGCUAAAACAAGUGUUACUGAGAAAUAGGUAUCUCCUAGUUUUGGAUGAUUUGUGGGAUACUAAGGCAUGGAACUUGUUGGAGAGAUUAUUGCCUGAUGAUGCCAAUGGAAGCAGGAUUGUCAUCACGAGCAGAUUGCAGAAUGUGUCUCUGCAAUUCAAACCUGAUAGCAAAGUUCACCAUCUCCGCCACCUUACCAACGAAGAGAGUUGGAAUUUGCUGCAGAAAAAGUUAUUUGGCCAAGAAGGUUGUCCUCCAAGACUAAGUGGAAUUGCAUCUCAAAUAGCAAAAUCUUGUGGGGGCUUACCUCUCACAAUUGUUCUUGUUGCUGGAAUUCUUGUCAAUAGUGCAGAAGACUCCUGGGAAGAAGUUGCAAAGAGUCUAACUUCCAGUAUUGUCCUUGAUGAUGAACACUGCAUGAAGACACUUGAGCUGAGUUACAGUUAUUUACCAGAUGAUUUGAAGUCAUGCCUUCUUUACUUUGGUGCAUUUCAAGAAGACGAAAAUGUUCAUAUCCGAAGGUUGUUAUGGCUCUGGAUCUCUGAAGGAUUCAUACGAAAGAUUGAAGGAAAGAGCUUAGAGGAUGUGGCAGACAACUACUUGACGGAUCUGGUUGAUAGAAGUUUAGUUAUGGCUUCCAAACAAAGAACUUCGGGUGGUGCCAAAGCAUGCCGGCUUCAUGAUUUGGUACAUGAGUUUUGUGUUAAAAAAGCCAAAGAAGAGAACUUUCUACAUAUUUUGCGUAGUCUGAAUGAUGGUUUUGUUCUAACUGGCCAAAGCAACCCCCUCCGAGUUUGUGAUCAAAAUGCCAGGAAUUUGAUGAUUUGGGAAUUAAUGUUAGAAUUUCCCAACGUACGCAGUUUGUUAUUGUUUAGGGAGGACGAUUUGGGGUUUUGGUUACCUAAACUUCUAAGAGUGUUGGAUUUGGGGGAAUUGGUGUUUGGUGCAUAUUUUCCGAUGGAAGUAUUUUUGCUUGCUCACUUGAGAUACUUGGCUCUUUUUCUUUACUUCAUAGACUCUAUCCCAGCUGCAAUAGCAAACCUCUCAAGGUUACAAACUUUUCUGCUACGAGGAAACGGCAUUGAUUGUUUGUUACCCAAGACUAUUUGGAGCAUUAAGACAUUGAGGCAUCUAUGGACUACAGAUUCCAAUAUUGGUUUUAUUUUUCCAAUUGAAAAUCUUGAAGUAUCCCCAGGUUUAGAUCAUUUAGACACUUUAAGCCUUGCCAUUGAUUCCUCCUCUCAAAACUUGCAAAAGAUACUAGCAAAGUUACCAAGCAUCCACAGGCUAAGAUGUAAGAUGAGGAAAUCAAGAGAAGAAUCUACCAGAAUUGGCGACGGGAUUCUCGUGUUUGACUAUUUGAGUCAACUAGAAUCACUUGCUCUGCGUUCCUUUCGUGGAUAUGGAUUUAAAUUCCCAUUGAAUUUGAAGAAGUUGACUCUCUACAGGAAUGAUCAACCAUGGAGUGAAAUUUCAACAAUUGGAAAUUUGCCUAGUCUCGAAGUGCUUAAAUUACUCGAGCGCUCCUUCUCUGGGGAAGAAUGGGAAAUGAAAGAAGGGGAGUUCCCUAACCUCCGAGUUUUGAAAUUGUCUAUGUUGUGGGACUUUCGUAGCUGGAUUGCGUCUCCUGAUAAUUUUCCCCGUCUUGAGAAAUUGGUUGUGCAUAGCUGUCUAAAGUUGGAAGAGGUACCUUCUUGUUUAGGGGAAUGUCCGACUCUUGGAAUGAUUGAAGUGAAACGAUGUGGCGAGUCUGUUGCAAGUUCAGUGAAGCAAAUUCAAGAAGAACAGAUAGAUAUGGGAAAUGAGGUUCUAAAGAUCUUAAUUGAAUAUUGUGGUGACGCACGGAGUUCCAGCAAAGAAGAAGAAGAAGAAGAAGAAGAGGAGGAGGAGGAGGAGGAGAGUCAAGUACCCCCCUCGCAAGUAGUCUAA